GCGUCAUGACGCGCGGCCGUCGGGCGGGCGUUGCCAUGGAGGAGCUGAGCGCGGCGCUGGCAGCCGGCGUGGCCUUGUCGGGGCCGAACAGCCCCGCGGCUCCGCACCCUCGCCUCGCCGCUUACAAGGCCCGCGGCGGCCCGGGGCAGGCCGAGCGCCGUCAGCGCCUCCUCUGCCUACAGAAAGAGAGGCGGCUGGACUACGUGAACCAUGCGAGGAGGCUGGCAGAGGACGACUGGGCAGGGAUGGAAAGCGAGGGCGAGGAGAAGGAGGGGGAGGAUGAGGAGAUGGACGUGGAGACUGGCAAGAAGUUGCCCAAGCGCUACGCUAAUCAGCUGAUGCUGUCAGAGUGGCUGGUUGAUGUCCCCCUGGACCUGGAGAAGGAGUGGGUUGUAGUGGUGUGUCCCGUUGGGAAAAGGGCACUGGUUGUGGCCUCCAGGGGCACCACAGCAGCUUACACCAAGAGUGGCUUCUGUGUCAACAAGUUCCCAUCCCUGCUGCCAGGGGGGAACCGGCACAGUUCAGCGAACGAGAAAGUGUACUGCAUCUUGGACUGCAUCUACAGUGAGGCCAAGCAGACCUACUACAUCCUGGAUGUGAUGUGCUGGAGAGGACACCCCGUUUAUGACUGCCAGACUGACUUCAGAUUCUUCUGGCUUUUCUCAAAGAUCCAAGAGGAGGAAGGGCUGGGAGAGAAAAGCAGGAUUAAUCCAUUCAAAUUUGUGGGCCUGCAGAACUUCCCCUGCUCCUCAGACAGCCUAUGUAAGGUGCUGGCUAUGGACUUCCCUUUUGAGGUUGAUGGGCUUCUCUUCUACCACAAGCAAACCCACUAUACCCCUGGCAGCACCCCGCUGGUGGGCUGGCUCCGGCCUUACAUGGUACCUGACAUCCUGGGGCUGGCCGUGCCCGCCACUGCGCUCACUGCCAAACCGGACUAUGCUGGGCGCCAGCUCCAGCAGAUCAUUGAGAGCAAGAGGAGUAAAAAGCUGGCAGCAGAGGAGGGUGACUCGGGCAGCACGGUGGCUGCGAUCAAUGGACACUACGAGCUGGAACACUUGUCCACCCCUCAGCCAGCAAACUCUCAGGAGGGCCAGGGUGAAGCAGUGAGCCAGAUGGAGAAUUAGGCUGCUGCGACAGACUGGUUGGGUGAGGAGCAAGCGAGAGGUUCCCAGCUUCUUGCUGUCAGUCGUGCUCCCUCAGAGGGGGGCAAAGGUAAUAAUAGGAUGAUCCCACUGAAAGGGCAGGAAAGUGGAAUAUCUUGCUUCAAGUGCUGCUGAAUUCUUGCCUUUUUUUGGGGGGGUUGUUUUGUUUUGUUUUGUUUUGUUUUGCCAAGGCUUCUGUGAGGCCUUAACAGGAUCAUCUAGUCCUUUGCUAAGCCAGUCGCGCGUUGGGAAAUGAAACGAGCUGUCCCCACACCGCAGGGUUCCCGGUUCAGCUCCUUGACCCUGCUUCUGUGAAAGCCCCUGGCAAAGCUCCAGCAUAGGAACAGUGCUCAGACCUCCAAGGUGCAGCAGCUGCUCGGAAGCCCAGCAGCAGCCCCACCUCCCCAGCCCUGGAAACUGGGCUGUUUCACCCUUCUUUGAUCCAGCUGUUUACCGUAGCCUUCCCACUAAAAGGGUGGGUUGUUUUUU
Pogoniulus pusillus (Red-fronted tinkerbird) is the source of this 1631-nucleotide messenger RNA. RefSeq names its product snurportin 1 (gene SNUPN). NCBI's taxonomy places the organism in Eukaryota, Metazoa, Chordata, Aves, Piciformes, Lybiidae. The record is from RefSeq and is a predicted model, not a curated record. Gene Ontology annotation, biological process: snRNA import into nucleus; protein import into nucleus. Bases 6 to 1124 code for a protein of 372 amino acids. The transcript has 8 exons. Gene Ontology annotation, cellular component: cytoplasm; nucleus. Gene Ontology annotation, molecular function: protein binding; nuclear import signal receptor activity.